This is a messenger RNA of Erinaceus europaeus (western European hedgehog), 1275 nucleotides long. It is a transcript of the gene AWAT1, whose product is annotated as acyl-CoA wax alcohol acyltransferase 1. Gene Ontology annotation, molecular function: long-chain-alcohol O-fatty-acyltransferase activity. The record is from RefSeq and is a predicted model, not a curated record. Gene Ontology annotation, biological process: lipid metabolic process. Gene Ontology annotation, cellular component: endoplasmic reticulum membrane. Lineage: Eukaryota; Metazoa; Chordata; Mammalia; Eulipotyphla; Erinaceidae.
AUGCACUGUUCCAAGUGGUCUACACACUUCCAGAGUCUGAUGGUAGUGCAGUGGUCUUUGAGCUACCUUGCCAUAUUGGGGAUCUUGCUCUCAUCAUUCCUUUACCUGCUAUUUACAUCCCUGUGGCUACUACCAACUCUUUACCUGGUAUUCCUGAUGGAUUGGAAGACCCCAGAUCAAGGUGGAAGACAAUCAGCCUGGGUAAGGAACUGGCAUAUCUGGACUUACAUCAGGGAUUAUUUCCCCAUUAAGAUUGUGAAAACAAAAGACCUGUCACCUGAGCAGAACUACCUCAUGGGAGUUCACCCCCAUGGUCUCUUGACCUUUGGUGCCUUCUGCAACUUCUGCACUGAAGCCACAGACUUCUCCAAGAUCUUCCCAGGCAUCACUCCUCACUUGGCCACACUGUCCUGGUUCUUCAAGAUCCCACUUAUAAGAGACUACAUCAUGGCCAAAGGUGUGUGCUCCGUGAGUCAGCCAGCAAUUGACUACCUGCUGAGCCAUGGAAAUGGCAACCUUGUGGGCAUUGUAGUGGGAGGAGUGGGAGAGGCUCUGCAAAGUGUGCCCAAUACCACUACUCUUCUCCUCCAGAAUCACAAGGGGUUUGUACGCACAGCCCUUCAACACGGGGCUCAUCUGGUCCCUACCUUCACUUUUAGAGAAACCGAGGUGUACAAUCAAGUGUUGUUCCCUGAGGACAGCUGGAUGUACAAAUUACAGAGCUCUUUCUGCCGUAUCUUUGGUUUCUAUUUAUGUGUCUUCUAUGGAAAAGGCUUCCACCAAGGUUCCAGGUGUCUCUUUCUCUACUCGAGGCCUAUCACCACUGUGGUUGGAGAGCCUCUACCAGUGCCCAAAGUUGAAAACCCAAGCCAGGAGACAGUGAGCAAAUACCAGGAUGCCCUGUGCAAACUGUUUGAUGAACAUAAGACCCAAUAUGGUUGUUCAGAGACCCAAAAGCUGAUAUUCCAAUUGCCAAAUGCUUUAGCCCAGUCCUCCUAUCAACUCCCAGCCCACUUUAACAACCACAGUUUUGUGGUCCAAAUCCAAAAUUGCUGUGUUGUUCCAACCAUGCAGACAAUGGGAAAACAUGAAAGAGUGAAAGCAGUAUUUGGACCAAUUAAUCUAGCGACUGUCAUUCAGAUUAGAUGGAGGGAUAAAAACCUUGAAUCAACUAUCCCUAAGCCUGUCCUCAAGAAGUUUCAAAAAAUCAUCUCUGAACAACAGCAUAACCAAAAGUAUGGCAUAUUUCAGAACACUCUCAAAAGUUUAGACUAA